AUGGCGAUUAUUAGAAAGAUCGGGGAAAUCAAUGAGAUCAGCGAGAUCAGUGAGAUCAACAAGGCCAACGAAACUAAAGAAGAAAACGAGACCAACAAGGCCAAUAAGACCAACGAGACCAACACGACCAACAAGAUCAACCAGACCAACCAGAUCAACGAGAUCAAUGAGACUAAAGAGACCAACGAGACUAACAAGAUCAACGAGAUCAACGAGACUAACGAGACCAAUGAAACUAACGAGACUAGCGAGACUAACCAGUCUAACGACACCAACGAGAUCAACGAGAUCAACGAGACCAACGAGACUAAAGAGACCAACGAGACUAACGAGACUAACGAAACUAACGAGACUAACGAAGCCAACGAGACUAAAGAGAAUAAUUAG
Molecule: messenger RNA, 387 nt
Organism: Eupeodes corollae
Lineage: Eukaryota; Metazoa; Arthropoda; Insecta; Diptera; Syrphidae
Product: homeobox-like protein HDP1
Exons: 2
Coding region: 1-387 (128 amino acids)
Source: RefSeq, a predicted model, not a curated record